AUGGAAGCGGACAAGAUACCUAAAUUCUCCUCCAAGGAUGAGGAAAUCAACUUUUGGAAAACACUAUACGUCAAAUAUAAGACAAACUACCAAGAGGCUCAUGAGGAACUGCUAGAGUUCCAGGAGGGCAGCAGGGAACUGGAGGCCGAACUCGAAGCUCAGCUGGGUCAGGCCGAACAUCGCUUGAAGGACCUAAAGUCGGACAACGUCAGGCUGAAGAAUGACGUGGAAACCCUCAAAGAGCGAUUGGAGCAGCAGUCUUCUCAGAGCUAUAAGCAGAUUUCCGUGCUGGAGGACGAUCUCCUGCAGACGCGCAGCAUUAAAGAGCAGCUCCACAAAUACGUCCGAGAACUGGAACAGUCCAAUGACGACUUGGAGCGAGCCAAAAGAGCGACUAUUGUGUCUCUGGAGAACUUUGAGCAGCGUCUGAACCAGGCCAUCGAGAGGAAUGCCUUCCUCGAGAGCGAGCUGGACGAGAAGGAAUCACUACUCGAGUCUGUUCAGCGACUCAAAGAUGAAGCCAGAGACUUGCGUCAGGAGUUGGCCGUGCGCGAGCGUCAGGCGGACGUCAGCCGAACAUCGGCGCCUGGCUCGCCUGUGCACGAUGAUGUCAAGAUGGACUCACUGUCUCUCUCCACGCCUGCUACACCGCUGAGCAAAGGUCUGGACAAUGCCCUCCUUGCCAGCGUCGCGGGCGUCCCCACAAGCUACCCCAGUAACUCUCCGCUGACUCCUUCGGCGCGGAUAUCAGCUCUCAACAUUGUCAGCGAUCUACUGAGGAAAGUCGGGGUUUUAGAGGCCAAACUGGCCGCCUGCAGGAACCUGGCCAAGGAGCAGCAGGCAAGGAAGACUUGUGCUCUGGACAACGGCAACAUCCUCAACGCUAAUACGAGCACGUACUCACAGUCACUCCACAUCACCUAUUUGGACAAGGCGUGA
Messenger RNA from Nerophis lumbriciformis (worm pipefish), 939 nucleotides. The record is from RefSeq and is a predicted model, not a curated record. NCBI's taxonomy places the organism in Eukaryota, Metazoa, Chordata, Actinopteri, Syngnathiformes, Syngnathidae.